AUGCCUAGCGAUCGAUAUGCUAAAAUGAUUAAAACACUUCAGCGGAAACUGGGCAUUAAGCUGCUAGCGAUCGAUUUCGAUAAAACUUUAGUCGACAUUCAUACGGGUGGAUUAUGGCUGCGAGAAACUUCAGAUCUUGUCCAUCAUGUUCGGCCUGGCGUACGAUCCCUCAUUGCUAGCGCUUUAACGGCUAACCUUCGUGUUUGUAUUGUCACAUUCUCAUCACAGGUGACACUAAUCUCCAAUGUGUUAAAGGCUUCCUUACCACCAGAGUGCGAAGCAGAUCACAUUAUCAUUCGUGGUUGUUCAGGAGAUUGGGAUAACGAUAUAGACUUUAAUCGAUGUGGCAAGCAGUACCAUUUACAAUCAGUUAUGCAAGAGUUAAAAGAGAAACAUCAUAUGGAAUUAACCUUCGAGCAGGUUAUGUUGAUAGACGACGAUGGAGAUAACGUCGAUUACGCUCGAAGAAAUGGUUGCAAAACCUUAUUAUUUGUUGACGAUGGUAGCUUGAAAGCACUAAAAAGCCCCAAGAAGUUGAAGAGUUAA
This is a messenger RNA of Trichoplax adhaerens, 546 nucleotides long. RefSeq lists its product as uncharacterized. The transcript has a single exon. Bases 1 to 546 code for a protein of 181 amino acids. NCBI's taxonomy places the organism in Eukaryota, Metazoa, Placozoa, Uniplacotomia, Trichoplacea, Trichoplacidae. The record is from RefSeq and is a predicted model, not a curated record.